UUGGGGUGGGUUUCCAAUAUGGCGCAGAUGUAAACGAAAUCCCGAGACAGGAAACACGUCGAUUACUCCUGCUAAAAAUACCAACCCAUUGCCAUGAUUAGAGAUGGAAACAGCUGAGGAUGCCCUGGCUUGUGAAGAUACCGCUUGCUCUGAGCCAAGCGUCAACGAUGCAUCAAAUUUGAGUUUAUCCCCUCUCAACAGAAGCGUCUCUGCCAGGUCGCCGAAAUCCGAUCGUAAGAGGAAAGUCUCUUUCCCCGAUGACCACGCGCUGCCGUUAUUUCACAGCCAAGAACCAAAGGACCCAUGGCAGGAUGGUGGAAAAGCUACAAGUUCAGAAGUUAUUGAAUCAUACCGUACAGCAUGUAAUAUAAGUAAAACAAAACCAUGUGAUAAGCUGAUAAAACAGCUCGAGGCUUGUGAAAGCUUUCACGAAAGAAUUGAUGUUAUCGAUUUGAGAGGUACCAAGCUGGACCAGAAAUCCUGUGAGUCGCUAGAGGAAGUUUUCCGGCAAGUCAGGACCAGGACUUUGGACCUAGAGAACACUAAUCUUGAUGAUGAGGGUGUGAUAUCAUUGCUUGAAAUGGUUGAGUUUUACCACACAGCUAAUCGCAUCAAUCUAGCAUACAACAACAAGAUCAAGAUACGAGGAUGGCAGGCUAUUGCAAGGGCUGUCAAACUUACACCCUGCUUGGAAUACCUGGACUUGCGGCACACUGUCUGGACAGAGCAGUCUAUACCUCUAUUGGGCAGGUCCCUGAAGCUUGGCUGCAACCUCGUAGUGCUUCAUAUGGAGGCAACAAACCUCACAGGAAAACCUCUUUUUUUGCUUGCAACUGCAGUAAAAACAAACCACAACUUGCGUGACCUGUUUCUGGGCGAUAACCGAUUAGUCCCGUCUGACGGCCAGUGCCUCGGCACCAUGUUGAAGUCCAACAAGACCUUGCGCCUUCUAGACCUCCGCAAUAACCAGCUACAAGACAUGGGUCUGGCACACCUGUGUGAGGGCCUUGUGGAGCAGAGAGAUGGGGGUUUACAGACCCUUGUGCUCUGGAACAACCAGUUGACCUUCCAGGGCAUGAGUGCUCUUGCAAAUGCACUUGUGGCGUUGACAUCUUUGCAAACCUUGAACCUUGGCCACAAUCGACUGACCAACGAAGGUAUUCACCUUCUGAAGAGUGGGCUCCUGGGUAACAAAUCCCUCCAAAGGGUGGGUCUACUGAACACGCGGCUUUCCAGUGAGGGGAUCAUUGCUCUUGCCGAGGUUGUUGCUGACAGCAAGACGCUGCUGAGACUGGACUUGCGAGAGAAUGACCCGUAUGUUGGCGGUCUGAUGGCUCUUGCACUAUCGCUAAAGGUCAACAACAGUCUGGUCCGGAUAGACCUUGACAAAGAACUCAAAAAAGAGCCGGGUAUGGAGACCACCCAGCGAAUAUUAUUAGCGGAUAUUUACGGUUAUUGUCAACGCAAUAAAUCGCUCGCAAAGGACCAAGAGUCGGACCCAGCCCCCGGGGCUAGCAGCCCAACUACGUCACAAAGCUCCGUAUCGGAGCCCACCCCUGCUUCUAAACCAAAGUCAUCGGGGACGAGUCUACUUUCAUUCCCGAGCACGAACUCUUCGCCGAAGCCUGUAAUCAGGAAUUUGGUACGUGACUUUUUCCCUCGCGUUUCACGCUUCACGAUAACGCGAAUCAUGGAGGAUACGAGUACGAGUAACGAGGCAAGUGCGAGUCCCGGGACGGACCCGUUACUCGCGAAUGUAGGCUGUACGCCGCCGAACUGGACUAGUAGUAAUCCGGGUGCUGUGCCCGGCGUAACGGAACAGUUGUCCGAUAUCAAACUAGUGGACAUCGAUUCGGACACUAGUGCAAGCUCGCAACCGUCGUCUGACGUAAAAUUACUGGACAUUGAUUCGGAUACUAGUGGCAGUCCGACACGCUUAUCCGACGUCAAUUUACUGGACAUUGAUUCGAACGCUAGUGGCAGUCCGACACGCUUAUCCGACGUCAAUUUACUGGACAUUGAUUCGGACGCUAGUGGCAGUCCCGAACGGGUGGAGCCUUUUGUAUUUGAUAAUGAUCACUUUGCGAUCGGAAGAAGAGAAAGCCUCGAUUCAUUGGGGACGCCAAUCUCACGAGACUGCGACGACGAUACAGCAUCUUACGAAGAGCAUUCUGCCCAUCCAUUUGAGAGGGAAUUGGACGAAAUGUUGGCAAGCGUGACUAGCAGUCAACAUACUUGCGUUACAAGUAACGCAACAGACGCAACCAGUCACGUUGCUGAGUUUACGAAUCACACGGAGGAUGUUUGCGAUCAAUCUACUUCGGACUGCGACGUGGACAAUAGUAGUCACACAACUGAGGUCACAAACUGCGUCACAGAUGUUACCAGUCACGCAAUCAGCGAAGCUAACCAUGUAUCAGCUGUCACGAUUAACGCGACCGAUGUCACCGGUAACACAAUUGAUGUCACGAAGAAUUCGUUGGACGAUGGAUUUUGGAAAGAACAGCUUGACGGUCUUCGCAAAAAUGCAAAUGUCAACUCUAGCCCACCCUCCUCGGGGGAUCUGUUGUUCUGUGAAUAACAAGGACCGGUUCGGCAUGGGACCUAGUGGAAAGCGUGACCAAAGGUAGAAGCUCUGCGUAGCAUUGCGUUACCACUCUUAGUGGAAAGCGCUGGACUAACAUGCUGUAUAGAUAAUUUAUUAACAGGUAAUUUUAUAUGGUAAAAUUGAUGAGAAGCAAUAGUGUGUCAACAAUUAUGUAGUUGAGAUAAUUUUCAUCUCAACUUGCGAAGAACUUAAUCCCGUCACUUAAUAAAUUUGAAGGAGUCCGCCACACUGCUGUAUAAAAAAUUAUAAGCCCCGCCUGACUUGGUCAAGUGGCUACAAUCUGUGUAAUUUUAACGGUUUGAUAUUAAGGGAUUUAAUAUCAAGUUAGUGACGUCACAAUGCUAAUGGCGUCGUAGAAUUCCCGUGAUGCUGGAGGGUCGCCUCAAUACGCUUUCGUUUCGCGAUCACUUUUUUACUCAACUGUUUUUAAUGUCUAACUGUUAUGAAUCGGCCCUCCUUGUGAAGAGGGUAGGUUAAGUGUUUAGCAGAGAGGAGUCGUAUAGUUAAGUUUGUUAGCCUGUAAAGUUAAUGACAAUAGACACCACCCUUUGUAUGUUGGUGCGGUAAUGUAACCAGAAGAUGAAACACUUAGCCUUGUUUGGCAUCAAUGCAAUUACGCCUACCAGCAAAAUAUGGUAUUCUUAGCUUUGUUUCCAUUUGUUCAUUUGUAUUGUCGAAGUUAAGUAAGCUUUCACUUAUACUUACAGUUAUUCGCAUUAUUCGAGUCUAACAGAAUUUGUUGAGUGCUCACUUUUUCAAAGCUUUAUGAGCCAAAUUUACGGAAAUUGCUUGCGCGAUCUUGACAACGAAGUAGAUAGUAUAUAGUCAGGACCAUCAAAUUCCACUGAGAGAUAGCGAUCCACCAAUCACAGUGUUCCCAUGCUCAUUUCACUGACACUUUGAAACAGUCUAAUCUUUCCUAUUGGUUUAGCAAAUUUAUUUCUUGGCAUUCUUUUUUAUUCGAACUUCGAUUGAUUGUUUAGCUUGGGCCGAUUUUUGUAUGCUAGCUAUAAUGAGUAAACUUAGUCAUAGAAAAAGACAAGAGUUAACUAAUCGUAGCAGGUGGUUUUGUAAGAGUCUACAGUAGAAAUGAUUUUCAACAACAAAUUUGGUUGUUAUAUAGUAAUUAUGUUUUAAUUGGUGUAUGGUAUAUGAGGGCGUAUGGCAAUUUUCAAAAUAAAAUGAAAUCAUACUUGCGG
Messenger RNA from Nematostella vectensis (starlet sea anemone), 3807 nucleotides. Its product is annotated as protein phosphatase 1 regulatory subunit 37. NCBI's taxonomy places the organism in Eukaryota, Metazoa, Cnidaria, Anthozoa, Actiniaria, Edwardsiidae. The transcript has 12 exons. The coding region runs from base 104 to 2581 and encodes 825 amino acids. Gene Ontology annotation, molecular function: protein binding. The record is from RefSeq and is a predicted model, not a curated record.